GUCGGGAGCGCGACGGGGGACACCGGGGACCCGGGCGGCUGACAGGGGGCCCGGGCCGCUGCCGUGUUGUCCGCUCAAGAUGGAGUUCCUCCUGGGGAACCCGUUCAGCACCCCGGUGGGGCAGUGCCUCGAAAAGGCAACAGAUGGCUCCCUCCAGAGCGAGGACUGGACGUUGAACAUGGAGAUCUGCGACAUUAUCAAUGAGACAGAGGAAGGGCCAAAGGAUGCCAUUCGAGCCCUGAAGAAGCGGCUCAACGGGAACCGGAACUACAGAGAGGUCAUGCUGGCAUUGACUGUGCUGGAGACGUGUGUGAAGAACUGUGGCCACCGCUUCCACAUUCUCGUGGCCAACCGGGAUUUCAUCGACAGCGUCCUGGUCAAAAUCAUCUCUCCCAAGAACAACCCUCCCACCAUUGUGCAGGAUAAGGUGCUCGCUCUGAUCCAGGCGUGGGCUGAUGCCUUUCGAAGCAGCCCUGACCUCACCGGCGUGGUGCAUAUAUAUGAGGAACUGAAGAGGAAAGGGGUCGAAUUUCCCAUGGCAGACUUGGACGCUCUGUCUCCCAUCCACACACCACAGCGGAGCGUCCCCGAAGUGGAUCCAGCCGCAGCCAUGCCCAGGUCCCAGUCGCAGCAGAGGACGAGUACCAGCUCCUAUUCCUCGCCUCCUCCUGUCCCCUACUCCGCUCCGCAGGCCCCAGCUCUCAGUGUGACGGGCCCCAUCACGGCCAAUUCGGAACAGAUUGCCAGGCUUCGGAGUGAACUGGACGUUGUUCGAGGCAACACAAAAGUCAUGUCGGAGAUGCUAACAGAAAUGGUCCCCGGGCAGGAGGAUUCGUCCGAUCUGGAAUUGCUGCAGGAGCUGAACAGGACCUGCCGGGCCAUGCAACAGCGCAUCGUGGAGCUCAUCUCCCGCGUGUCCAACGAGGAGGUCACCGAGGAGCUGCUUCACGUCAACGAUGACCUCAACAACGUCUUCCUCCGCUACGAGAGGUUUGAACGGUACAGGUCAGGCCGAUCGGUGCAAAAUGCCAGUAAUGGAGUACUGAACGAAGUGACCGAGGACAACUUAAUAGACCUGGGCCCGGGGUCUCCAGCUGUGGUGAGCCCAAUGGUGGGGAACACGGCACCCCCAUCUUCUCUCUCCUCUCAACUUGCAGGCUUAGACUUGGGGACAGAGAGCGUCAGUGGUACCCUCAGUUCACUCCAGCAGUGUAAUCCGCGUGAUGGCUUUGACAUGUUUGCCCAGACAAGAGGGAACUCCUUGGCCGAACAACGCAAGACGGUAGCCUACGAGGACCCCCAGGCUGUCGGAGGACUGGCUUCUGCCCCAGACAGCCGGAAACAGAGCUCUGAAGUGAUCCCCGUUGCGCAGCCCUCUGUCAUGGACGACAUUGAAGUGUGGCUCAGGACGGACCUGAAGGGCGAUGACCUGGAGGAAGGCGUCACGAGUGAAGAAUUCGAUAAGUUCCUGGAAGAAAGAGCCAAAGCUGCCGAAAUGGUCCCCAGCCUCCCCUCGCCCCCAGGGGACGCCCCAGCCCCAGCCUCAAACCCCUCCGGCCGGAAGAAGCCAGAGCGAUCAGAGGACGCCCUCUUUGCCCUGUGA
Odobenus rosmarus divergens (Pacific walrus) is the source of this 1603-nucleotide messenger RNA. RefSeq names its product target of myb1-like 2 (chicken) (gene TOM1L2). Gene Ontology annotation, biological process: signal transduction. Gene Ontology annotation, molecular function: phosphatidylinositol binding; clathrin binding; ubiquitin binding. The record is from RefSeq and is a predicted model, not a curated record. The transcript has 15 exons. Lineage: Eukaryota; Metazoa; Chordata; Mammalia; Carnivora; Odobenidae. Gene Ontology annotation, cellular component: membrane; endosome. The coding region runs from base 80 to 1603 and encodes 507 amino acids.